Messenger RNA from Trifolium pratense (red clover), 2251 nucleotides. RefSeq names its product probable inorganic phosphate transporter 1-3. Gene Ontology annotation, molecular function: phosphate transmembrane transporter activity. The transcript has 2 exons. The coding region runs from base 473 to 2077 and encodes 534 amino acids. The record is from RefSeq and is a predicted model, not a curated record. Gene Ontology annotation, biological process: transmembrane transport; phosphate ion transport. Lineage: Eukaryota; Viridiplantae; Streptophyta; Magnoliopsida; Fabales; Fabaceae. Gene Ontology annotation, cellular component: membrane.
AUGUAUCUAAGCACCUGAACCAAUAGGCGGAACAUUUAAUGAACAGUCAUAGUGAAUUUGAUGAUAUCGCCAACAACUGUUACCAACCAUGAAUAUACUCCAUAAUUUAACUUACACAUAAGUUAAAUUCGUUUGAUUAAAGAAACAUACUACUACUAAUGAUGUGGAAAAUUCAAAGAAGAAAACAAACAUAAAAAAAUAGGCUUUUAACUUAUAGAGAGCGUUGACCUGAACCUGAUAAUGUGAACUAUAUUUAUUUUUAAGUCUCCAGAAUGGGCAUAUACCACAGAUUCUUACUUUGAUUCUGGAUUUUCUGUCAUUCUUAGAUAGCUCUAACAAACACUCUUUCAGUCUUUGAGUCUCUAUUAUAAAUACCCUCUCUCUAUACCUCUUCAUCACCAACAUCUCAAUUUAUGCUUCUCUCUCCUCAAUCCACACCAAGUGAAAUUGUAAUCAGGUAAAAAAGUUGGUGAUGGCGGGACAACUAGGAGUGCUUAAUGCACUCGAUGUGGCGAAGACACAAAUGUACCAUUUCACAGCAAUUGUGAUUGCUGGAAUGGGUUUUUUCACUGAUGCUUAUGAUCUCUUCUGCAUUUCCCUUGUCACAAAAUUGUUAGGAAGAAUCUAUUACACAGAUUACACCAAACCAAAGCCAGGUGUUCUUCCUCCAAGUGUACAAGCCGCUGUAACUGGUGUCGCGCUAUGCGGCACUUUAGCAGGCCAACUAUUCUUCGGUUGGCUUGGUGACAAAUUAGGAAGAAAGAAGGUUUAUGGUAUAACCCUUAUGCUUAUGGUAGGUUGUUCACUCGCCUCGGGUCUAUCUUUUAGUAAUAGUCCAAAGGGUGUUAUGGCAACACUUUGUUUCUUUAGGUUUUGGCUUGGUUUUGGUAUUGGUGGUGAUUACCCUCUUUCAGCCACAAUUAUGUCUGAAUAUGCGAACAAAAAGACGCGAGGCGCUUUCAUUGCCGCUGUGUUUGCUAUGCAAGGAUUUGGAAUCAUGGCUGGUGGAAUAGUUGCAUUGAUUGUAGCUACUGCUUUUGAUCACAAAUAUAAAGUUCCUAGUUACGAAGAAAACGCGCAUGCGUCACUUGUGUUACCAGCUUUCGAUUACGUUUGGCGUAUUAUUCUAAUGUUUGGUGCUGUUCCAGCAGCACUUACCUAUUACUGGCGUAUGAAGAUGCCGGAGACGGCUCGUUACACCGCACUUGUUGCUAAGAAUGCUAAACAAGCAGCUUCUGAUAUGUCUAAGGUGUUACAAGUUGAUCUUGAAGUUCAAGAGGUUGUUGAGGAUAAGACUCAAAAGUUUGGUCUUUUUACCAAGCAAUUUGCAAAACGUCACGGUAUGCACUUGUUAGGAACAACUACUACUUGGUUCUUGCUGGACAUUGCUUUCUACAGUCAGAAUCUUUUCCAAAAGGACAUUUUCACCGCCAUUGGAUGGAUCCCUCCGGCGAAAGAAAUGAACGCAAUCCACGAACUUUAUAGGAUUGCAAGAGCACAAACACUUAUAGCAAUGUGCAGUACUGUUCCAGGUUACUGGUUUACAGUGGCGUUUAUCGAUUACAUGGGUCGAUUCGCAAUCCAAUUGAUGGGUUUCUUCUUCAUGACGGUCUUCAUGUUCGCUCUCGCUAUACCUUACGAUCACUGGACUAAAAAAGAAAACAGAAUCGGAUUUGUUGUGAUGUACUCAUUAACUUUCUUUUUUGCCAAUUUUGGUCCAAACGCUACCACAUUUGUUGUUCCAGCCGAGAUUUUCCCUGCAAGGCUGAGAUCCACCUGUCAUGGAAUUUCGGCUGCUGCAGGAAAAGCCGGAGCAAUUGUUGGUGCAUUUGGAUUCUUAUAUGCUGCACAAAGUAAGGAUCCAACUAAGACUGAUGCAGGUUACCCAACCGGUAUUGGUAUUAAGAACUCGCUUAUUAUGCUUGGUGUUGUUAACUUCUUUGGAAUGGUAUUCACGUUCUUAGUACCGGAACCUAAUGGUAAAUCAUUGGAAGAGAUGAGUGGUGAGAAUGAAGAAGAUGAUGCUGAGGCUAUUGAGAUGGCAGGGUCAGGAACUGCUAGGACAGUACCAGUUUAAUUAAUCAUAAUCUUUGUUUAAACAACUUCAAAGUUAUUAUUUUUAUUACUAUUAUUGUUAUACUACAAUUUUAGUUCGGUUUUUCGUUUCUUCUGCAAGAUUAAUAAUAAUGUAGAUACUACUAUAUUGUUUUUGAGUGUUCUAACUUUAUAUCAGUUGCAAAGUUUUUCUGUA